Molecule: messenger RNA, 1422 nt
Organism: Fusarium proliferatum ET1
Lineage: Eukaryota; Fungi; Ascomycota; Sordariomycetes; Hypocreales; Nectriaceae
Exons: 3
Coding region: 1-1422 (473 amino acids)
Biological process (GO): regulation of transcription by RNA polymerase II
Cellular component (GO): nucleus
Source: RefSeq, a predicted model, not a curated record
AUGACCACAGCUACGCACCACCAGCACCAACCACCACAACCCCAUCUCGGCUUCGUUGUCGAUACAUACGACCCGGAUGACGUGGUUCCUCGAGGAAGUCCUCUCAUGACCCCGCUUCGUCCAAAGCUCGAGCCGUCUCCAAGUCCUCCCCCAGAUAUUCCUGCAGCUCAAGUUCGUCCCACUUCUGGGGAUGCUGUCCUAGUCGCAUAUCUCGACAAUGGACGCGAUCCCGAUAUAGCACGAGAAGCUGCCCGCGAGAGUCUUCCCGGCGACGAAGACUCACCGGAUGAAGAGCCACGGCGAGAACAGGCAGUCGACGGCAAUCUCAUAAGCGGGCCUCUGCUCCAGCACCUGGCCGCUGACGCUCUACAGGCUGCCUCUAUUGCGACAGCACCGCCGUCUCUCGCCGCCUCGGUCCCAAAAACGAUCCCCGAUAUAUCUAUACCGACUGGGCAGCUUUCUAUCCACGACGAGCCCCCGAUCAACGGUUUGUCUGCACCGCGAUAUAUUUCCGGUAAUAGAGUCACGUCACCACUGAUAUCUUCCUCUAAUGGACCCUUGCCGCCUCUUCAUCACGGAGUUCGCGCACCAGCAGGCGAGUCUAAGGAGACUCUUCCAUCGCAGUCUCUCCCGUCUCUUCGUUCGACGUUUGGUGAGCUCCGAGACUUACACCCAGAGCGUCCAUCCGAGCAGGAUCUUGGCCGUGUCCCCCCAGGUCUAUCCUCCACUUUCCCUACUUCUCCAGCUGCAAACUUAGGACAUAGGUUUAGUUUGAAUACUAAUAUCCCAUCGUCGCCCCGUUCACCCCCAGAUGGAUACCGAACACUCUCCCCUCACUCUGCGCCAAGUGCGAGUAUGCAUUAUUAUCCGACAAAUGGUAAUCACCCUCGCGCUCCGACCGAAUACAGUAGCAGCAAUGCUGGCGAGACUCCGAACACCGAUCACUCUGCUUCCACCCCUGCCACAUCAACCUCAAUCAACUCAGCCUCAAUUACUGAUAGGAUGAGUAUUGAUGGGAUCACACAUCCGCAGCCUCUUUCCGGCUCAUAUACGUGCACGGUUACCGGAUGCAAUGCGGCGCCUUUCCAGACUCAGUAUCUCCUCAACUCUCACAUGAAUGUACACUCAUCUAUACGGCCACACUAUUGUCCAGUCAAAGGCUGUCCAAGAAGUGAAGGGGGCAAGGGCUUCAAAAGAAAGAAUGAAAUGAUAAGACAUGGCCUGGUUCAUGACUCCCCAGGCUACGUCUGCCCCUUUUGCCCGGAUAGGGAACACAAAUAUCCACGCCCAGAUAAUCUUCAGCGACACGUCCGUGUUCAUCAUAUAGAUAAAGACAAGGACGACCCGCAACUGAGAGAUGUUCUUGCUCAGCGACCAGAUGGACCUAACCGUGGUCGAAGAAGACGCGGCCCACCGGCGUAA